GAGGUGUCCGACGGGGACACCCUGAAGAGAUCGGAUGGAAGGCGUUCGAGGUUUCGAAGGAGGUGGCGGCGCGGCUGUCGAAGGUCCUGGCCACGAUGAUCGCCGACGGCUGCAUCAAGCUCGAGAAGAUCGGGUCCGAGACCCCCGACCCCGAGAAGCUGGUGGACUACUGCAACAAGCACGCCAACUCCAUCCCCAGCGCCGCGUCCAGCAGCAGCAGCCUCCUCACCGCGCCAUCCAAGGAGCUGGAGGAUUGGGACCGCAAGCUCGUCGAUUGCCUCAGCCAGGACGCCCUCUUCAGCCUCGCCGAGGCCUCCGACUCCCUCAUCAUGGACGGGCUCCUCGACCUCACCUGCCGCGAGAUCGACGACCUGAUGAAGGGCAAGACCAUCGAUGAGAUGCGCAAGAUGUUCAACAUCAAGAAUGACUUCACAAAGGAGCAGGAGGAGGAGAUUCGCCGGAAGCACGCCUGGGCCUUCGGCGACGCCUAGGAGCCUUCGGGUCUCCACUUCACGCUGCGCUAACAUCUCGCUGGAUCUGCCGGCCUAUCGGUUCCGUUCUACUGCCUAGAUCCUUUCUUAGUUGCGGACAUCGUGUCGUGGUUGUUCGACUUGCUUCUUAGUAGUAGGUUCAUAGUUGUCGCCUAUCGGUUAGGUUCAGAUAGUAUAUUCGGUAGUAGCAAAGUCAGUUCAUCCCUGUCGAAGAAAAACAGAAUCAAAUAUGUGGUGGAAGUUUUGAACUGCUUGCAUGAAGUGAUGAAUGAAUAUCAACAUCCUGAAUUGCCCGUCA
This is a messenger RNA of Panicum virgatum (switchgrass), 789 nucleotides long. Its product is annotated as SKP1-like protein 1. Gene Ontology annotation, molecular function: cullin family protein binding. Bases 96 to 491 code for a protein of 131 amino acids. The record is from RefSeq and is a predicted model, not a curated record. Gene Ontology annotation, cellular component: nucleus; cytoplasm. The transcript has a single exon. Gene Ontology annotation, biological process: SCF-dependent proteasomal ubiquitin-dependent protein catabolic process. Lineage: Eukaryota; Viridiplantae; Streptophyta; Magnoliopsida; Poales; Poaceae.